UCUCAUUAGUAUAUGUGUGAGAGAGAGAGAGAGAGCUUUGGUUUUGUUUUCUUUUUUGGAUUUGGGUGGGAAAGGGGUGGAAAAAACAGGCGAUGGAGGUCUUCUCAUGGCGGCCAUGACAUUCAAAUUCCUUCGACGGUCGAGAUUUCUUCAACUUGGGUUUGAGUGGUCGAGACCAGGAUGAUUGAUUGGCAAAAUGCUGGAAUACGCUUGGGUUGUAGAAUCAGAUAGCAGCAGUUGACUUCUUGUUGGUUUUGCGGAGGCAUCCAUUGCCAGUGUGCAAGAAAAAAGAGAGAAGAAGACUAAAGAAUGGACUGCAAUAGAGAUGAGGCCCUCAGGGCAAAACAGAUUGCUGAGAGGAAGUUUACAGCAAAGGAUGUUGCAGCUGCUAAGAAAUUUGCUUUAAAGGCCCACAACUUGAAUCCGGAGCUGGAGGGUAUUUCCCAAAUGUUAGCGACCCUUGAUGUGUACCUCGCUGCAGAGAACAAAAUAGCCGGCGAAACAGAUUGGUAUGCAAUUCUCAAUGUGAGUGCUACCGCCGACGAUGAGACUGUUAAAAAGCAGUACAGGAAGUUGGCCCUUACACUUCACCCUGACAAGAACAAGUCGAUAGGUGCUGAUGGUGCAUUUAAGUUCCUUUCCGAGGCUUGGAGUGUGUUAUCUGAUAAGACUAGGAGAACGGCAUAUGAUCAGAAGAGGAACGCUAAAGGAUCCCAACAGAAAGCUUCGCAGCCAAGCCGGAACCAGUCUGCCCCUAAUGCUAACGGUUCUCAUAAAUCUGCUAACACCACAUCUUCGAACACAAGGCCUCCAAAGAGUGCUGCCCGUUCGGCACCAACCACCGCCCCUGCUACUGCUCCUGCCACCACUCCCGCCGUUUCACGUCAGUCGAAACCCAAUACAUUUUGGACUUCAUGUAAUCUGUGCAAGAUGCAAUACGAGUAUCUUCGGGUGUAUCUCAAUCACAAUCUUCUUUGUCCGAAUUGCCACAAACCUUUUUUGGCUGUAGAGACAGGGACUCCAACGAAUGGUUCCAAUGCCUCUGUCCCGUGGUCUUUUCCCCAGCAGCGCCAACAGAAUGCGAACCAUAAUGCUGCAAACAAAACUGCUUAUGGUCAUGGAAGAAAUGCCUCAACUGUUCCUAACAUGGGAACUGCAGCGUACCAGCAUGCAGUGGGCCACAAUGCAUAUAAUCACGUGAGCUACCAGUGGGCCACAUUCUCAACCACACCCGGUGUCGCGACCGUCUCAGCUCCUGCUGGCGCUCAAGCUGCCAAUGUGGUGCACCACACAUACGAUAAAGUGAGGAGAGAUCGUGAGGAGUCACUUCGAAGGAGGAAUUAUUCUUCGAGGAGGACAUCUAGUGGUUCCCAUGCGGCUAACAAUAAUGCUGCUUCUACUAGCAAUGUGGCUGCAUCGGCAGAGAGGCCAACAAAGAAAAGGAGAGAUGACGAUGGUGGAAACCAUUUUGGAGGAACAAAUGGAACAAAUGCGAACAUGGGUGUUUUUGAAACGGAUAGAGCCAAUGGCAUUUCUAGCUCGUUGCUAGAGAUGCGGAAUUUGUUAAUGGAGAAAGCUAGGAUAGAAAUCCGCAAGAAGUUAAAUGAAUGGAAUUCAGGAAAAGGUGCCAAAUCUGUGGCAGCAAAUGUCAAUUCAAAUGAUCCUAACAAGUUAGAUGGGUCCGCAGAUGGCAACAAACAAGGUCCUAGUGCAGUACUGCCCAAACCAGUAGUGAUCACUGUUCCAGAUCCUGACUUCCAUGAUUUUGACAAAGAUCGGACAGAAGCAUCUUUUGAUGCCAACCAGGUGUGGGCUGCAUAUGACGAUGAUGAUGGGAUGCCACGUUUUUACGCUCUAAUCCAGAAAGUUAUCUCUUUGAAACCGUUUAAGAUGCGCUUUAGCUGGCUCAACUCCAAAUCCAACACCGAGCUGGGUCCUGUAAACUGGGUCGGUUCUGGUUUCACCAAGACUUGUGGGGAAUUCCGGGUGGGCCGGUAUGAAGUCAACAACACAGUCAAUGUUUUUUCACACAGGGUUAGGUGGGACAAAGGUGUUCGAGGAGUUGUGAAGAUCCUUCCAAGGCAGGGUGAGACUUGGGCUCUCUAUAGGAACUGGUCUCCUGAUUGGAGCGAAACUACCCCAGAUGAUGUUAUACACAAGUACGAUAUGGUGGAGGUACUCGAAGAUUAUAACGAGGAGUUAGGGGUGGUGUCCGUCACGCCCUUAGUUAAGGUUGCUGGUUUCAAAACAGUGUUUCACAAGCAUAUGGACCCUGACCAAGUUAAAAGGAUCCCUCGAGAGGAGUUGUUUCGGUUUUCCCAUCAGGUUCCGUCUUGGUUGCUUACAGGAGAAGAAGCUCAAAAUGCUCCGAAGGGUUGCCGGGAGCUGGACCCAGCAGCUACGCCUCUGGAGCUUCUUCAGGUAAUUACAGAAACUAGAGAUGAGGUGGUGGAGACUGCAAAACAACAGCCUGCUAGUUGAAUUCAGGAUGUUUUGGGCUUUCGAUCCAUGUGGAAGACGAAGAUAGUACCUGUAUCAAUCAACUUAUUCGCAAAAAAUCGAAUGGGCUGCUGUCAGCAUGCAUUGCCCUGAGCUCUAUUUCAGUUGCAACAUGGCGAUAGCUUAAGGCGACUUUACAUCAUUUUUUGGGAGUCAGUUGUGGAAAUCAAAUAUCUUUUGGAGGUUAAAACUGCUAUGAGGUUUCUUUGGUAUGGGGAACUUUUUGAAGCUCCAUGAGGUGAGUGCUGCUCGUAUUUGCUUCACUGCAAAAGAGCUGUUUUUCCUUUAAAAGACAAUGGUCUCUCUGUUGCAGCCAGUCAAUUCGGUCAAUGCAUGAGCUGCAAAUCUCUCUCAUGUAUCCUUACGACUUUGCUCAAAUUUCUGGUUCUUGUUUUCAACUGUGAGGCAAUUGCAUCUUCUUUUCAUA
Molecule: messenger RNA, 2926 nt
Organism: Magnolia sinica
Lineage: Eukaryota; Viridiplantae; Streptophyta; Magnoliopsida; Magnoliales; Magnoliaceae
Exons: 2
Coding region: 310-2481 (723 amino acids)
Source: RefSeq, a predicted model, not a curated record